UAAGCCAAAAAGUCCUCAUUUUUCCCAUUUUCACCAUAGCUUCCUUUCUCCUCUCUUGCCACCGCCUCCACCAGCUCUUCCGCCUCCGCCGCGGUCCGUUUCACCUCCUUAGACUACACACGCUCACACACUGUUGUCCGCCUUCAAAAUUGUUAAGUUUUCGUUGCUUUUCUUCGACAAUUACGAGAAAAAUGGGCGACUUGGAAAACUCGGGGAAGAAUAAUCCUCCCCAAAAUCUUAAGCUACCGAUCCCCGGGAAGCGGAAUAUUUUGAUAACAAGUGCUUUACCAUAUGUGAACAAUGUUCCUCAUCUCGGCAAUAUCAUUGGCUGUGUGUUAAGUGCGGAUGUGUUUGCGAGGUACUGUAGGUUACGAGGGUACAAUGUGUUAUACAUAUGUGGUACGGAUGAGUACGGAACAGCUACAGAGAAUAAGGCUCUUGAAGAGGGAGUUACUCCUCAGGAAAUUUGUGAUAAAUACCAUGCAAUCCAUAAAAGCAUCUAUGAGUGGUUUGAUAUUAGUUUUGAUAAGUUUGGACGUACUUCAAGUACUGAACAGACAAAGGUUUGCCAAGCAAUUUUCAAGAAAUUAUUGGAAAACAAUUGGUUGUCCGAGAACACAAUGCAGCAGCUUUACUGCGAUACAUGCCAAAGAUUCUUAGCUGAUCGAUUUGUGGAGGGUAGUUGUCCACAUUGUAAUUAUGAUUCUGCUCGAGGAGAUCAAUGUGAAAACUGUGGAAAGCUUUUAAAUCCUACAGAAUUACUGGAUCCAAAAUGCAAGGUUUGUAAAUCGGCUCCACACAUUCGAGACACGGAUCACUUGUUUUUGGAGCUUCCUUUGCUGAAGGACAAAUUAGAGGCAUAUAUAAACGAAAUGUCAGUGGCUGGAGGAUGGAGUCAAAAUGCCAUCCAAGCAACAAAUGCAUGGCUUAGAGAAGGACUGAAACCAAGAUGCAUUACUAGAGAUUUGAAGUGGGGAGUUCCUGUUCCACAUGAGAAAUAUAAGGACAAGGUUUUUUAUGUGUGGUUUGAUGCGCCUAUUGGAUAUGUAUCAAUCACUGCAUGCUACACAACAGAGUGGGAAAAGUGGUGGAAAAACCCUGAAGAAGUGGAGUUGUUUCAGUUUAUGGGCAAGGAUAAUGUUCCUUUUCACACUGUGAUGUUCCCUUCUACCCUUCUUGGGACUGGUGAAAAUUGGACUUUGAUGAAGACGAUCAGCGUAACGGAAUACCUGAACUAUGAAUCAGGAAAGUUUUCAAAAAGUAAGGGUAUUGGAGUUUUUGGAAAUGAUGCAAAAGAUACAAAUAUUCCUAUAGAAGUAUGGAGAUAUUACUUACUGACAAAUAGGCCAGAGGUAUCAGACACCUUAUUUACUUGGGAUGAUUUACGAGCAAAAUUAAAUAAUGAGUUGCUGAAAAAUCUUGGCAAUUUCAUCAAUCGGGUAUUGAACUUCAUUGCAAAAGCUCCAGGUUUAGGAUAUGGUUCCAUCCUUCCAGACGCACAGGAUGCAGAAUCACAUCCCUCAACCAAAGCUUUGGGUGAUAAAGUUGGUGAGCUUGUUGAGCAAUAUGUAGAAGCCAUGGAGAAGGUAAAAUUAAAGCAAGGUUUGAAGAUCGCUAUGGCUAUUUCCACAGAGGGAAAUGGUUAUCUGCAAGAGAAUGAAUUCUGGAGACUCUACAAGGAUGAUCAACCUACGUGUUCCAUAGUUAUGAGAACUUCUGCUGGACUAGUGUAUCUCAUUGCCUCUCUUUUAGAACCUUUCAUGCCAUCUUUUUCCAUCGAGGUUCUAAAGCAGCUCAACCUGCCUUUUGAACAAAUUUCACUUUGUGAUGAAAAAGGUGAUAUUGAAAGGGCCAAAAGGCCAUGGGAGAUUCUUUCUGCAGGUCAUAGAAUUGGAAAUCCUAAACCAUUGUUCAAGGAGCUGAAAGAAGAUGAAGCUGAAAUGUACAGGGGGGAAUUUUCUGGAAGUCAAGCUGAUAGGGCUGACAGGAAAUUGAAGGAAGAAGCCGAGGCAAAGAUUAGUGAACAAUUAAACAAAGCAAAACUUUCAGAUGGGAAUGCAAAGAAGGGAAAGCCAACAAAAUCCGCUCAAGGUGCAUCUAAGACUGCUUCCCUUGCUGAAGCAGAAAUAUCAGUUAGUAGACUUGAUAUCCGUGUUGGUCUCAUUAAAAAAGCUGAAAAACAUUCUUCUGCUGAUUCACUGUAUGUGGAGGAGAUUGAUGUUGGUGAACCCCAACCACGAAAAGUAGUUAGUGGCCUUGUCAAGUACAUUCCUCUAGAAAAAAUGCAGAAUCGGAAGGUUUGCGUUCUUUGCAAUCUCAAGCCAGCAAACAUGCGGGGAGUAAAAUCUGAAGCCAUGGUUCUUUGUGCUUCUAAUAGUGAGGACACCAAGGUUGAAUUGGUUGAGCCACCUGAAGGUGCUGUCAUUGGCGAAAGAGUGAAGUUUCCAGGAUUUGAAGGCAGUCCUGAUGACCAGUUGAACCCUAAGAAAAAGGUGUGGGAAACCGUUCAACCCGAUCUGCGGACAGAUGAGGAGUUGGUGGCCUGCUUUAAGGGCAUCCCGUUCACUACCUCGGCUGGUGUUUGCAAAGUCUCAUCACUCAACGAAGCGAAGAUUAGGUGAUUGCUGCAUUGAAAUUUGCUAAUGAAAAACAUUUGAAUUACAAUUUUGCUUUCUAUGAUAUUUUGCGGUUCUUCUUGGUUGUCAUGUUUCAAUUCUCUGAUCAAUUUUGGAAUUAUGAAAUGUAAUAUAUUAACAAGAGUACAAGAUUUAUUGGCAGAUUGGUGCUUAAUUGCAGUUACAGAUUUUCCGUUUA
Coffea eugenioides is the source of this 2814-nucleotide messenger RNA. Its product is annotated as probable methionine--tRNA ligase. Gene Ontology annotation, cellular component: cytosol; aminoacyl-tRNA synthetase multienzyme complex. Gene Ontology annotation, molecular function: methionine-tRNA ligase activity; ATP binding; tRNA binding. Bases 192 to 2621 code for a protein of 809 amino acids. The transcript has 17 exons. The record is from RefSeq and is a predicted model, not a curated record. Lineage: Eukaryota; Viridiplantae; Streptophyta; Magnoliopsida; Gentianales; Rubiaceae. Gene Ontology annotation, biological process: methionyl-tRNA aminoacylation.